Lutzomyia longipalpis is the source of this 1917-nucleotide messenger RNA. It is a transcript of the gene ZnT63C, whose product is annotated as proton-coupled zinc antiporter SLC30A1. Gene Ontology annotation, cellular component: membrane. NCBI's taxonomy places the organism in Eukaryota, Metazoa, Arthropoda, Insecta, Diptera, Psychodidae. Bases 418 to 1737 code for a protein of 439 amino acids. Gene Ontology annotation, molecular function: zinc ion transmembrane transporter activity. The record is from RefSeq and is a predicted model, not a curated record. Gene Ontology annotation, biological process: zinc ion transmembrane transport; intracellular zinc ion homeostasis; detoxification of zinc ion. The transcript has 7 exons.
UCAAGUUCUUGACUCUUUUUGCGUUCCUUCGACGACAUACAAUUCAAUAUUUUAUCAUCUUUUACUCAUUCAGUCAGGCACAGUGUAGUAAAUUGCGUCAGUUGAAGCAUAUCAGGGGAGACCGCGCGAUGUGCCACAAAACGAUACCAUUAAACAUUGAAGAGCAAAUUCGUGUAAAUUGAAACACAAUUGCGCGACAAAGAGAGUCCACAAAGGGAGAUUUUCGUGGCCUGCUUUUGUGCUUGAGUUUACUGAGAUUUGAGAUUUCUUUCUCAAGAAGUUCCAAAGUGAAAGAUUGAUUUUGGUGCGGUGUCGCCAAGAGGAUCCCAAAAAUCACCACAGAGGGAUUUUGAAGAAGAAAAUUUUCGUUGGAGCGUGAAGAAGAUAAAAAAUUCGCAGAAGGAGAUUUUGUGAAAGAUGGGAAAGUUUUCGGGAAAAAAAUGUCGUCUCUUGACGAUGAUGUGGCUCACGGCGUUCUUCUUCUUUGUGGAAAUCGUUGUGGGCUACGUGACGAACUCAAUGGCCCUAGUAGCCGAUAGUUUUCACAUGUUGGGCGACAUUGCGGCGCUCGUAAUAUCAUUUUUGUCGAUAAAGAUGUCACCAAAGAAAUGGUCUAAAAACACAUUUGGAUGGGCAAGAGCUGAAGUUCUCGGGGCUCUUGUAAAUGCUGUCUUUCUCGUUGCACUUUGCUUCAGUAUUACCAUUGAGGCGUGCAAAAGAUUCAUCGAGGAGGAACGAAUUCAUGAGCCAAAACUCUUGGUAAUUGUUGGAUGUGUUGGACUCCUAGUCAAUGUUGUUGGAUUAUUUUUACUCUAUGAACAUGGAGGCCACGGACACUCUCACUCCCUAUCGCGAUCUCGAAAUAAGUUGACACGCUUAACAAACACGGACGAUAACGAGAACAAUUCAUUCGUGUAUCAGCAGAAUCCAUCGGCGCAGCAAUUGAAGAAGAGCUCUGGGCAUAGCCACGAUUCAUCGCAAAUGAACAUGCGAGGAGCUUUUCUCCAUGUCCUCAGUGAUGCUCUUGGCAGUGUCAUUGUUGUAAUUAGUGCAUUGGUCGUCUGGUUGACAGAAUGGAAGUACAAGUACUACAUGGAUCCAGCUCUAUCAAUUGUCCUUGUAAUUCUCAUUCUACACUCUGUGUGGCCACUGUUGCGGGAAUCGGCGCUUAUUUUGCUCCAAACAGUACCGACGCACAUUCAGGUGGAUGCCAUUCAGAAGCGUCUCCUGGAGAAGGUGGACGGUGUACUGGCGGUGCAUGAAUUUCACGUGUGGCAAUUGGCUGGGGAUCGCAUAAUUGCCUCAGCGCACAUACGUUGCCGCAAUUUGUCGGAGUACAUGAAAAUUGCUGAGAAGGUGAAGGAGUUCUUCCACAAUGAGGGCAUCCACUCGACGACAAUUCAACCGGAAUUCGUUGAGAUUGAGGCUCUCAACAGCCUCGCGGCGUCCGAUGGUAUCUCAAGUGAUCUCAAUGGGAGCGGAUCUCAGGACUGCUGUGCUCUGGAUUGCCCAACAACCGAUGAGGGGUGCGUCCGGGCGACAUGCUGCCAAAACAACAAUAAGACGCAAUUGCCAUCCCCAUCCCCAUCGCCGUUCCUCUGUCGCCAACGCAGCAGUGGAAAUGCACGGAAUGACGUGGAAACGGGCUCCCUGCUGGAUUUCCCCGUAAACAAUCUCACACCGGGCCCCACGAGGAGCACGCUAACGCCAGAGAAGAGCCCAAAGACGUCCGUCUGACGAACAGCAACGCCUCAGCGACCCUUUCAGGCAUCAACCCUCGAUAGUAAUAGUAAAGUUAGAACUUUUUCACCAUGUGGCUGUGAUGGUCGAUGUGUAAUUAGUAGAAAUAUUACCGUGGGUACUACAUUUCUUCCCCCAGAGACGCCCAAUUAUUAAAGAAAAAAAACACACAAAAAA